This is a messenger RNA of Aplosporella prunicola CBS 121167, 2756 nucleotides long. RefSeq lists its product as uncharacterized. The record is from RefSeq and is a predicted model, not a curated record. The transcript has 15 exons. Lineage: Eukaryota; Fungi; Ascomycota; Dothideomycetes; Botryosphaeriales; Aplosporellaceae. Bases 208 to 2529 code for a protein of 773 amino acids. Gene Ontology annotation, molecular function: zinc ion binding.
CGCCGGGUCCCCCAACGCGUAUGCAGGCCACAGGAGAGAGAGCGUGAGUGCAAAGAUGCCCGCCGUGACUUUGCCUGCCCUUGCGUCAUACCCUUCUCAUUCACUAUUCAUCUUGAGUCACAAGAAGAGGCAAUCCUAACUACAAGACGGGCGCGCGCUCGCGCCUGACCCGGAUCGCCUCCCUCCGCAAUUCCUCGCCCUAUCACCAUGACCGCGGAGCUCCCGUCCACCUUCCGCCCGGCCCCUGGACCCGACGGCCCUUCUGAGCUGGCAUCCCUUCAGCCUCACAGGAGCAUGCCCGCCUGCCGCUUCUUCGCCUCCAAGUCCGGUUGUCGGGCCGGCAAUGCCUGUCAAUUCUCCCACGACCCUUCCCGCUCAAAGCAAAAGGGUCCAAAGCCGCCGCAAGGGACUCCUGCCGACGACCGCUCAUCAAACAGCAAUCCCCCGCUUCAGAUGCGACACCAGCCUGCCGCCCCGGUCGAUCCCUCCAAGGUGGUGCAGCGUCCCACCCCACGUGCGCAGGUCGAGGAUCCGCGCGAGUUUCAGAUCGCGCAGCUCAGGCGCAGAUUUUCCCCGAAUGAAACCCAAGAGGCAGACUGCACCGUCUUGACAUUUGACAUGAAGCCCUCUGAUCCCGACUUUCCUUUUGAUAUCGACGCAUUGGGCUGCAUCCUUCGCGUUCCGCUCAAUUAUCCAUCCGGGGCACGUCCAUCCUUGAGUGUCACAAACAAGGUUAUGGAUAGGGGCUACCAAAUCAACGUCGAAAAGGGCUUCGAGGCCCUUGCAUCCAACCCGAAACAGACGCUGCUGGGCAUGCUCAAAGAGCUCGAUCGUCAAUUGGAGACCAUUUUGACCGCGGAGAAAGCUGAGACCAUCAAAAUCUCCAUUGUCCCCAAUGCACCAAAGCCUUCGCCGCCGUCAGUCGUGACUCAGAAGCCCGCUGCUUUGCCUACGCCGUCAGUGGUCAAACCGGCUGCACCUGUCUACAGUGCCGAGCAAAAGGCCUUGGCCAAGGCCAAACGAGAGCAGGAGGCUCGCCAAUUUGAGGCUCGCUUGGGGAGACUGCCUCAAUUCGCAAAGCUCUCAGACGAUGCUUUCGUCGUGCCAGUAGAACCCCGGCGCAGAGGAGAUUUACCGGUGGCCCUCCAAGCAAUUAAGACGAUCAAAUUACUGGUGCCCCCAAUUUACCCUCUGGAGCCGUGCAGAACAGAGUUGAUGGGCAUUGACAGGCAAGCAGCCCGUCCCCUGGAAGAGGCUUUCGAGGCUAGGGUCCGGGAGAACCCUGCCAUGUCCUUGAUGAACCACGUAAACUACCUCUCGCAGAACAUGCAUUCAAUGGCGGUUCAGCCUCCGCAACCACCAGUUACGGUUCCAGCCCCUGUAGCGCAGCAAGAGGCCCCCACAGCAGAAAACACGACUGAACUUGAUUUGGAGGUUCUGAAGAUAGACCAGCCCGGGUCGCAACCUCUUAGAGAUGCUAACAUUGCAGAUGAAGACCGUAGCCACAUCAUCACGAUACCAAGACCUCCCGAAUGGACGGUCCAGCAAGGCACGGAUGACGAUGAAGACAGCUCCGACUCGUAUUCAGAUGACUCGGAUGCUAAGAGUGGAGGUGAAGACGACGCCGCGGGCACCCAAAUGGCUCCAACAUCAGGGCCUGAACGAGGAAUCAUGAUGUCAUUUCCUCAUCUGGAGCUCUAUGGCAUUGAGCUGAUGGAGCUUGUCUCCCUCAACCUCACCGUCAAAUGCACUCGUUGCAAGGAUCAGAUGGAUGUUACUAACAUCAAGAACAGUGCUAACACAAGCCAUACUGGCGUGCGCUCUGAAUCGUGCAAAAAGUGCGCGUACCCCAUGGAAAUAGGCUAUCGUAUGGAUUUGAUGCACGGGAAUUCGAUCCGGGCCGGGUACCUCGACUUGGACGGCUGCACGCCAGUCGACAUGCUUCCCAGCAACUUCGUCCCGACUUGCUCAGAAUGCUCGACGCAGUAUGGGGCGCCGGGCGUGGUGUCGGUACGAGGCGAAUCGUCCAUGGCCAUGUGUAGGGAGUGCCAUCACAAGAUGACAUUCCGCAUUCCCGAGGUGAAAUUCCUGCUGGUCAGCGCAUCUGCGGGUAGGUGGUGCAAGUUGCUAGCAGUUCGAGCGAGCCGCGCGCUACCCCGGAAGAAGGCGAAGGAGAAGUUGGGCAUUGUGGCAGGCCAGGAGCUGCCGAAGCGCGGGCGAUGCGCGCACUACGCAAAGAGCCAUCGAUGGUUCCGAUUCUCGUGUUGCAGCAAGGUGUAUCCUUGCGACAGGUGCCAUGAUCAGGAGGCCGAGCAUCCCAAUGAGCACGCCAACCGGAUGAUCUGUGGAUUUUGCUCGCGCGAACAAAACUACCGCCCGGAGGAUUGCGCCAUCUGCCACGCGACGCUCGUUGGGAAAAAAGGCUCCGGCUUCUGGGAAGGCGGUAAAGGCACACGCGACAAGACCAAGAUGUCGCGCAAAGAUCCGCGAAAGUACAAGAGACGGCCGGGCACGGCGCCACGGGCGUAGGGCGCACGCCCGCCUUUCAUACGUGGGCAUCUCACCGUUGCGUUGCGGGCUGUUGAGAGGGAGGAGCGAGCACUCGCUCGCGACUUUCCUACUUCUCUCCCAGCCCCUGCUAGCGUGGUAAGGAUGCUAGGCUUGGUUUGGAUGCGGCUAAACUGGUCUUGGGCGAUAGUUUCGGACGAUAACCGCUCGCUUCUUUUGUUACGUUUUCUCUUGGCACGUAUUAUUUU